AUGCCGUCUUUGAAACGAGUAUCAGAAUUCUCGGAGUCUGAGGCUCAGAGCGACGCGGACUCUGAUAUUCCCGCAUCCUCGGACCCCGCCUCGUACUCAAGAAAACGGGCGCGUGCAUCUCCGUUUCCUACGUCUGAUGCGACAGCGACUAGCAUCCCUAGUUCUCCUUCCUCUACCCGCUCUUCGUCCCGCGACGAUGCACUCCCUGAAGACGAAGACGAAGACGAAGAAGACCUUGAGCUUCGCCAGACCCAGAUCAUUCAAGAAAAGUAUGCGCAGCAGGUCGAUGAGGCGAAUGUGCCUGCGGAGCACGGCAUCUUGGAGCGCGUCGAAUGCUUCAACUUUAUGUGUCAUAACCACUUUUCCGUUGAGCUGGGCCCGUUGAUCAACUUCAUCGUCGGCAAGAAUGGCAGUGGGAAAAGUGCCAUUUUAACCGCAAUUACACUUUGUCUAGGAGGGAAGGCUUCGGCUACCAAUCGUGGCCAGAAUCUCAAGAGCUUUAUCAAGGAAGGCAAGGAGAAUGCUUCCAUCAUCGUCCGGAUCAAGAAUCAAGGUGAUGGCGCCUACAUGCCAGAUGAUUAUGGGAAGUCGAUUAUUGUCGAGCGACAUUUCACAAGGAGUGGAUCAAGUGGCUUCAAGAUUAAAAGCGAACAAGGACGCAUCAUCUCGACACGGAAAGCCGAACUGGAUGCAAUCACCGACUACUUCUCUCUACAAAUCGACAACCCAAUGAAUGUUCUAUCGCAAGAUAUGGCCCGCCAGUUUCUCAGUUCGUCUAGCCCAGCAGAAAAGUACAAAUUCUUCGUUAAGGGUGUUCAACUCGAGCAAUUGGAUCAGGACUAUCGCUUGAUCGAGGAAUGUGUCGACCAGACUGAGGAGAAGCUGAGAUCCCAGGCAUCGAAUCUUCAUUUCCUGGAACUUCAGAGGAAUCAGGCAAGAAGGAACUUGGAGCUUUCCGACCAACAAGACACCCUCAGAGAGCGCAUCAGAAAGUAUCGGAACCAGAUGGUCUGGGCCGAGGUUGAGGAACAAGAGCGGAUCAGGGACUCUCUUGCAAAUGAAGUUGCGAAGGCAGACGAAGUGAUUGGGCUCGCCGAGGCUGAGCUUGGACAAUUCGACAAUGCUCUCCAAGCCGUCGAUAUCGAGAUGGAGACGGCCACUGAGCUCCUCAACCGCGCAGGCCGUGCAGUAGAGGAUCGUCAACGGGACAGAGAAGUGGUUGUUGAGGAGAAGAAAGCACUGACAGGCGAGACAAAUAAUGUUCUUGCAGAGGAACGUGCGAUGAAAAUGGCAGUCGAUAGUGCAGUCGCAGCGCUAGAAGAAGCCGAGAGAAAAAUCAAGGAUGAGGAACACCGCCUGACCGAAGUCAGCAAUGGAGGCUUUGCUCGAAAACAGGAGGAGUGUGAACAAGCCCAGGCUCAAGCUGCUGCUGCGCGGAACGAAUAUGAGACAUUUGACAAAGGUCAAUCUCCGCUGCGUGAAGCUAUCGGCGACGCCGAGGCUAAAGCAGAAGCUGCUAAGACCCAGCUCAAGAUCAAGGCUCAAGACUUCAAUCAAGCCAAGAAUCGGUUGCAGGAGCUCAAGAGAGACAAUGCUCAGGCGAAAUACGGUUUCCCUGACAAGUUGCCAUCGCUUCUCAGGGCGAUUGCGCAAGAACGAUCAUUUGGAGCUCAACCAGUUGGGCCAGUUGGAAAUUAUGUCACUUUACUCAAGCCAAAGUGGGCCUCGAUUAUUGAGAAUGCCCUUGGUCCGAGUCUCAACAGCUUUGUGGUGGAGAGCCAUCGGGAUCAAAAGACUCUGAGCAACAUCAUGAGACGCGUUGGAUGUCAAUGCCCCAUAUUAGUCGGAGACAAUAAAAAUAUCGAUACGUCUGGUAAUGAGCCCGAUAGUCAAUACGACACAGUUUUGAGAGUUCUGCAGAUUGAGAACGAUUCAAUUCGAGGUCACCUCAUUGUCAAGCAUGCGAUUGAAAAAAUGCUUUUGGUCGAAAAUAUCGAGGAGGCAUCGUCACUGAUGUUUGAUGGGCCAAGAUUGAGGAAUGUUUUACGCUGCUUCAGCAUUGAUUCGCGGGACCAAAGGCGAGGAGUUCACCUUUCCUACAACAGGGAAGGUGCUCCCAGCCAGUCACCCGUGCAGGCAUUCAAGGGCUAUCCCCGCAUGAAGUCCGAUGUCGCUUCACAGACUCGUCACCAGGAAGAAGUUGUUCAGCAUAUCAAACGCGAACUAGACGUUCUCCAACGAGAGUGUGAUGCGGCAGUCGCCCACUUGCACACUUGCCAGCGGGAUUUGUCAAACCAUCGACGAGAGACUGAACGACUCAAAGUGAAAAUGCAGCAACUGGAAGAUCGUGCAGAAGCACUCAAGGAUGCUCUUGAAAAUUCAGCGGAUGGCCAGCUAGAUGCGCUAAUCAGUAUUCGUGAUGCAGCACAGACUGACCUUGAACAUAAUCAAAGCAUGUUUGAAGAAGGCCGUCGUGUGAAGAAUGAGAAAAUGAAUCAGCUAAAGGUCAAACGACGAGAGGAGAAGGAGAUCGACGAACAAUUGGCACAGUUGCAAAACAAUCUCUCGAUUGCCCGACAGGAACAAAGAAGGGUCGAUGAUAAGCGCCAUCAGAUCAUCAGCAACAAGAAUGUUGCUGUCUCGCGCAUCGAUGACAACAAGAGGAGUCGAGAUCGAAUCCGAGAAAAGUGUGUUCAAGUCGAGGCUCGUAUUGUCGAGACCAUUGAGAAGGCCAGCAUGGUCACUUCCCGAGUUCCAAUUGAUGAAGGCGAGACCCUGAGCAGUCUCGACAAGAAGUUGGACAAGUUGAAGACCGAUCUCGAACAACACAACAGAAGAUUGGGUGCUUCUCGAGAGGAGAUUGCAAUACAAGCCUCUGCAGCGGAAGCCAAGUAUCAGCUUGCAUUGAAACAAGUGGAGGAGGCGACGGCACUUGCACAGGUCGAGCCGGACAUUACCAAAUCCAGCGAAACCGGCCGCGGAGCCAAGACUCUUUCCGGUGGAGAGAAGUCUUUCUCGCAAAUUUGCCUCCUUCUUGCCCUCUGGGAGGCCAUGGGAUCGCCCAUUCGUUGUCUUGACGAGUUCGAUGUGUACAUGGACCACAUCAACAGAAAAAUGGCCAUUGACAUGCUCAUGAUUGCUGCGCGACGAUCAAUUGGCCGCCAGUUCAUAUUGAUCACCCCAGGUACCAAGACUGAUAUCACUCUUGCUCCAGAUGUUCGAGUCAAGGAGUUGGCCGAGCCCGAGCGCGGUCAAACAACCUUGCCUUUUUAA
Messenger RNA from Penicillium oxalicum, 3273 nucleotides. RefSeq names its product DNA repair protein SMC6. Gene Ontology annotation, molecular function: ATP binding; protein binding; single-stranded DNA binding. NCBI's taxonomy places the organism in Eukaryota, Fungi, Ascomycota, Eurotiomycetes, Eurotiales, Aspergillaceae. The record is from RefSeq and is a predicted model, not a curated record. Gene Ontology annotation, cellular component: Smc5-Smc6 complex; site of double-strand break; chromosome. Gene Ontology annotation, biological process: chromosome organization; double-strand break repair via homologous recombination. The transcript has 11 exons. Bases 1 to 3273 code for a protein of 1090 amino acids.